Messenger RNA from Ailuropoda melanoleuca (giant panda), 982 nucleotides. RefSeq names its product magnesium dependent phosphatase 1 (gene MDP1). The record is from RefSeq and is a predicted model, not a curated record. Bases 314 to 730 code for a protein of 138 amino acids. NCBI's taxonomy places the organism in Eukaryota, Metazoa, Chordata, Mammalia, Carnivora, Ursidae. The transcript is spliced from 6 exons. Gene Ontology annotation, molecular function: acid phosphatase activity.
CCCCACGAAAGGGCUCCCUUCUCCGGCUUCUCUAGUUUAGCCGACUCCGGCCAGGCGGGGUGGAGUGGAGGAGCAAGGGAAGAAGGUGCCUGGGAGGGGUCGGACCACUCCCCGCGGCGGUCGCGUUGGCGCUCUACUGCAGUCCUUCCCCCGCUCCACCGUCAGAUGGCGCUCGUGCGCGGUCUCCAGGCCGACGGCCGCAGCCCGGCGCGGCGACGCUCUAGUCGCCGUUUCUCUAAGGCAGGUGGGGCGGCUUGCAGCCGCGAGGGAAGCAUCGCCUCGCCUCGGAGGGCGCAGCCGGCCGGCCCCUGCCAUGGCGCGGCUCCCGAAGCUGGCGGUCUUCGAUCUGGAUUACACGCUCUGGCCGUUCUGGGUGGACACGCACGUCGACCCCCCGUUCCACCGGAGCAGCGAUGGGGCCGUCCGGGAUCGGCGGGGCCAGGCCGUCCGACUAUACCCGGAGGUGCCCGACGUCCUGCAGCGCUUGCAGGACCUCAACGUGCCGGUGGCGGCUGCUUCACGGACAGGGGAGAUCGAAGGGGCUAAGCAGCUUUUGGAGCUCUUUGACCUUGACAGAUACUUUGUUCAUCGGGAAAUCUAUCCAGGCAGCAAGGUCACCCACUUUGAAAGGUUGCAGCAGAAGACUGGAGUUGUCUUCUCCCAGAUGAUCUUCUUUGACGACGAGAAGCGGAAUAUCGUAGACGUCAGCAAGCUGGGUACUGAGUGGUGAGAUUAACCAUUUGGGGAAGGAGGAGAAAGGGUUCCUAUGAGGGGUUAGGAGUUACCUGCAUUCACGUCCAGAAUGGAAUGAGUCUUCAAACCCUAAGUGAAGGACUAGAGACAUUUGCAAAGGCCCAAGCUAGGCCCUGAGGUCCGGUCCUGUGGCUGAGCCUCAUUGGAGGCAUAAAACUGAAAGGAAAUCAGGACGGCAUUUUCAGGUGUAUGUGUAAAUUAUUAAAGUGUGUCUGUGUGUGACAGGAGA